GGGGUUGGAGCAGUGACGUUAUCUGCUGCUGGAAAGAGGGAGGGAGAAAGAGGAACGGCUGGACUCCAUUAAGCCAAAGCCUGCGGGAAAACUGUUUGGGAUAACUUCACUUCUUUAGCGAGUUCUUCGGGGAUUUCUUAGUUUUUAUUGUCUAAAAAAGACUUUAUACAUGAUAUAAAGAGGGGGAACUUGUUCUGUACCGUGUAGUCGACUGUUUUAGUGUUUUUUUCCGUCUUAGUGAAGGAUGGCGUUGGACGGGAUCCGGAUGCCCGAUGGCUGCUAUGCCGACGGGACGUGGGAACUGAAGAUGCAUGUCACUGACCUCCACAGGGACGUGUCGCUGAGGGUCACUGGAGAAAUCCACAUCGGCGGAGUCAUGCUCAAACUCGUGGAGAAACUAGAUGUGAAGAAGGACUGGUCAGACCAUGCUUUGUGGUGGGAGAAGAAGAAGACAUGGCUGUUGAAAACCCACUGGACGUUGGACAAGUACGGCAUCCAAGCUGACGCCAGGCUGCUCUUCACGCCGCAGCACAAGCUGCUGCGCCUCCAGCUGCCCAACAUGAAGCACAUGAAGGUGAAGGUCAACUUCUCGGACCGCGUCUUCAAGGCUGUGUCCGACAUCUGCAAAACUUUCAACAUCCGCCACCCAGAGGAGCUAUCUCUACUGCGUAAGCCCCGUGAUCCCAAGAAGAAGAAGAAAAAGUUGGAGGAGGCAGAGGAGGACGAUCUGGAGCUGGAGGGUCCGCUGUUAACUCCUGGAUCAGCCUCUGAGAUAAUAUACAUCGGACCUGUCAAAGGGAGCAUCUACUCCAGUCCAGGAUUGUACAGUAAGACUAUGACACCCACCUAUGACUCCAGAGAUGGCAGCCCACUUUCGCCCACCACUGCCUGGUUUGGGGACAGCCCCCUCUCUGAGGGCAAUCCCAGCAUCCUCGCUGUCAGUCAGCCAAUCUCCUCACCAGACAUCCUGGUCAAACUCUACAAGCCCCAGUCCCUGUUGGACAAAGCCAAAAUCAACCAAGGGUGGUUGGACUCAUCCAGGUCUCUGAUGGAGCAAGAUGUAAAGGAGAAUGAGGUGCUGCUGCUGAGGUUUAAAUACCACAGUUUCUUUGACCUCAACCCUAAGUAUGAUGCCAUCCGAGUGAACCAGCUCUAUGAACAGGCCAAGUGGGCCAUCCUGCUGGAGGAAAUUGAGUGCACGGAGGAGGAAAUGAUGAUGUUUGCUGCCCUGCAGUACCACAUCAACAAGCUGUCAAUCAUGUCUUCAGACAACCACAUGAAUAACAGUGAGAAGGAGGUGGAUGAGGUGGAUGCAGCCCUGUCAGACCUGGAGAUUACUUUGGAGGGAGGGAAGACGUCCAACACACUGGGUGACAUCACAUCUAUUCCUGAGCUAGCAGACUAUGUCAAAGUCUUCAAACCCAAGAAACUGACACUGAAGGGCUAUAAGCAGUACUGGUGCACAUUCAAGGAUAUCACAAUUUCCUGUUACAAGAGUAAAGAGGAGGCACAUGGGACACCUGCUCACCAAAUGAAUCUUAGAGGUUGUGAGGUAACUCCAGAUGUUAACAUUUCGGGUCAGAAAUUCAACAUCAAGUUGCUAAUCCCUGUGGCUGAUGGCAUGAAUGAGAUCUGGCUUCGGUGUGACAUGGAGAAACAGUACGCCCACUGGAUGGCUGCAUGUCGCUUGGCCUCCAAAGGGAAGACCAUGGCCGACAGCUCUUACAACCUGGAGGUCCAGAACAUUCUGUCCUUCCUCAAGAUGCAACACAUGAACCCUGACCCACAGUUCAUUGAGCCAAUCACCACCGAUAUCAACCCAGAAUGCCUGGUGUCCCCACGCUAUCUAAAGAAGUACAGGAACAAGCAGCCAGGCUAUAUCAGGGACUUGAUUUCAGCGCGGAUCCUAGAAGCCCACCAGAAUGUGGCCCAGAUGAGUCUCAUUGAGGCCAAGAUGCGCUUUAUCCAGGCGUGGCAGUCCCUGCCUGAGUUUGGAAUCACUCAUUUUCUUGCCAAGUUCCAGGGUGGAAAGCGAGAGGAGCUGAUCGGCAUCACUUACAACCGUUUGAUCCGGAUGGAUGCCAGCACUGGAGAUGCUAUCAAGACCUGGCGCUUCAGCAACAUGAAACAGUGGAACGUCAACUGGGAGAUCAAGAUGGUCACAGUGGAAUUUGCGGACGAGCCCAGUCUGUCUUUCAUCUGUGCCGAGGUGGACUGUAAGGUGGUCCACGAGUUCAUCGGUGGCUAUAUCUUCCUGUCCACACGUGCCAAGGACCAGAACGAGUCUCUAGAUGAGGAGAUGUUCUAUAAGCUGACCAGCGGCUGGGUCUGAGCUGCCCCAAACCACCAGGGGUCAACGAUUGUAGGUCAGGGGCCAGGAGGGGAGUGGCUGGGGGGUGGAACCACAGUGUAUGGGGUUUAUUUUAUUCUAAUAUUUCUCAGUCUUUUUAAUUGUUUGGAACUGUGCUGAAGAGUCCAGAACAGCACUAAUAUUGCCAUGGCUGACACCGUUUUUAUUGUUAUAGUUUUUUGGGGUUUUUUUGCAUUAACGCUGACAAGGUCAUUUGUUACAACACUAAUAUUCUGGUGAAUGCAGUCCAGAUGAACUUUUGAACUUACGCUCCUGUGGUUGAGCAGAAGCCUUACACAAACCUGAACGGGGAAGUUUCUGUUGUCCUACGACCGCCUGCCUCCUCCCCUGCUGGGCUGAUGGCCAUCAACUUACGUCCAUGACAACCCUUUAAAACCAAUCAAACACCAGAUUUAAUCCCAAAGAAUCUUCUUUUUUUUUCUCUCUUCACUAUUUAUCACACUUUUUUUUUUCUCUCUUCUAGAACUGGACUAAAGGAGCUGACAUCAAACUGUCAGCUCCUUGUAAUUGCAGUGCCACAGAUACCUAAAGUUAUAUCUAAUUAUUUAUCCUAAAAGACGGACUUCGAAGAGUCCAAUUGAAAUGGUAUCUGUAAACAGCAGUUGCCACUGAUUGCAGCACUACAUGUCCAUCCUAUCCACUCUAUGAAGGGUUGAAUCUUUUUGAAGUCACAUGUUAGCACUUCUACAAUAUACAGUCCUGUUUAUGAAUAAGCUGUUGUUAAAUUUCCUUUUGCUUUUGAUGUCUGUUUUCUUUGUUUCGGAGCUUGUCCAGAGCCAUAGUCUCCUCUGGUGUCGAGUCUCUCUAAGGAAAUCUCAUUGUAUUAGCUGACAGGUGUGACAUAGAGAGCCUGAGUUUUGUUUUGUAUUUAAUUGACUGCUAAUAGUGAGCACGUCUGAAAACACACUACAGUUCAGUGCACUGGGAUGAGUGCCCUGUGGGUUUGAAAAUCUUUUCCAACUGAUGUAAAUGUCCUUGCUGCAAAAAUGUUCAUCUUAAAAAGUCAUUCAUUCUAGUGUUGAUCUAAGGUAGAUUACUAAUGUCACAAGGUAUCACAAGUUCAUGUGUAUUUGUUUUGAAGACUCAACAUGAAGCUACCUGACUUUUCAUUCAAGAUGUCCAUUAUCUUUUCCCAACUUUAGGCAGUCUCCUUUGAAGGAAAGGUGUUUUCAUCUUCUGACCUGGCGGUGCACAUUCAAAUAUUACGUGCCAAAGUGUAUUAAUAUUUUGCCAAACAUGUCUAAUUAUGGCUGCUGAUAAGACCACCGUUAUAAGUUGCUAAAUCUCAACAGCAUGUUUGAAAUUGCAUCCAGAGAUUUGAACUCCCUGACAUCUCAUAGCUAAGUGCGCGCACAUUACAUAACAGGAGGGAUCAUCACUCCAAGGAUCCACCUUUUACUUUUUUGCCAUUCUGUUUCUCACACCAUGUAGUAUUAUUAUUAUUAUUAUUAUAUUAUUAUUAUUAUUAUUAUUAUUAUUAUUAUUAUUAUUAUUAUUAUAUAAUCGUUACACACCAGCAAAAAGGUCACAGAGUUUGAAGAAUGAAUAUGCAACUUUUUUUUCUUCUGUCCUCAGUAUGAAGGAUCAGUGAAUGAAGUAUUAUUUUUUUUUGUAACUAAUGUAAAAACACAAACGUUUUAUAGAAUUGUACAGUUUUUUCUGCCUUUUGGGGGUUUGAAAGUUUUUCCUUUCAGUAAAGGGGGGAGAAGCAAUCUGUCAACAUGUGUAGUAUUCAGAAUUGUGCCUGCUUAUGUUGUGGUCUUACUGAGUUUUCAGAUGAAGAUAUAUAUGAAUAUAUAUGAAGAUAACACUAGUCUCAAACUCCAGGUUUGAUUAAGAUAUUUGUUGAGUACAUAUUGUAAUUUUUUUUUAAAUACAGAUACAUAUGCCUUUUCAAUGUGCUCUCUUUCUGCUUCCUUUUACUGAUUUGCUUCUUUCUCUUCUACCACUUAUGGAUCGCAAUGUCCAUUCAUGGCCCUGCAUUUGUUUUUAGCUCAUUCUUUAGACUGACAGUGAUACUUAAUGUGCAUUUUUGCUGCAAAUUUGAUUUGUUCAGCGUCUUUUUAAACUACUUCACUUAUUUGUCUGGUUUUGUCACAACUGAAGUGUGUCAUUUAAUAAUGUCCAUAUAUGAAGGAGACCCACAUUGUUUAGAUCCUGGAGUUUGAGACAAAUCAGCAAAAGUGAACAGAGGUGAGCGAAAAACCAAGCCUAGUCUGUUUUUAUUUUCUCUGAUGUUGUUUUUGUUUGCCUUCAGUGUCAGGAGCAGCUGUGCAUGUCCUGCUGUUCUGUUUUCUGACUGUAAAAAAAGCAUUUAUUUUAAAAAAUAAAGUAAUUUUUAUUUAAAAA
This is a messenger RNA of Siniperca chuatsi (mandarin fish), 4720 nucleotides long. It is a transcript of the gene fermt2, whose product is annotated as FERM domain containing kindlin 2. Gene Ontology annotation, cellular component: focal adhesion; extrinsic component of cytoplasmic side of plasma membrane. Lineage: Eukaryota; Metazoa; Chordata; Actinopteri; Centrarchiformes; Sinipercidae. The record is from RefSeq and is a predicted model, not a curated record. Gene Ontology annotation, molecular function: integrin binding. The transcript has 17 exons. Gene Ontology annotation, biological process: integrin-mediated signaling pathway; cell-matrix adhesion. Bases 245 to 2332 code for a protein of 695 amino acids.